AUGUUGUUCCGUGCAAUCUUGAAGUCUGGGGAAGCAUCCUCCCUAGAGGCUGUACAACGUGCGAGCGAUGGGGAGGUGAAUGCCCGGACCGCUGAUGGAGCAUCUGCACUGCACUAUGCUGCAUCGGUGGGCUAUGCAGAAGUUUGCCUCGAACUGCUUGAGCUUCCAACGUUUACCGCCAUCAACAAUCAAGACUGCCAAGGCUGUACAGCCCUACACUAUGCGGCUUGCAAAGGGCACCUGAGUGCUUGCCAUGUUCUUCUUGACCACUGGCGUUUCACAGCUCACAAUAUGCAAGACUGGAACGGAUGGACAGCGCUACAUGCAGGUGCUGCUCAUGGCAGGAAUGAGCUUUGCAUUGCAAUUAUCAAUAGCCCUCGGUUCAAGGGUGCAUCUGCUCGAGACAAGGAUGGUAUGACUGACCGCGUGCGCCAAACAGCUUCGUUGCCGCGGCCAGAGCUGCAGAUGAAGCCACCCGCUGACGGACAGAAAUGGCAGUCUCUCGCCAAGUGGACAUCUCAGUUGAAAAAGUUCCAGGGUGAGGUCCCAUGUGUGCAGAGCGCACUGGAAGUGGAUACUGCAGACCAUGCGCAUGCUGGGAAUCCGGAUGUCAGUGCAGAAGGCAGCAGCUUGCUGCAACCUGGAGAAACCAAAGCCACAGUCUUGCCUGGGGAUGUGGCGAGUCCAGAUUCGGCCUCAGAUUGGGAGGUUUCACCGGCACAUCACGGGGAAAACCUACCACCGAAUAGUGCCCCAGCAGCAGCAGCGGCAGCAGCAUCAGCAGCAUCAGCAGCAGCAACUUCUCAGCUAGAUGCUGGACGUGCUUCGGCCACACGGGCAGCAAUCCCGUCAAUGAACGGCCUGAAGUCGAAAGACAUCCCCAAUGGUCAUGUCGUAGGAGACGCCAAGGGAGCUUUACAUGGACAGGAUGGAGGCAUUUUGGCGCCUAAUGGUGCAGCAGCAAAUGCUCAACUGGAUGCCAUGGGUGGUGGCUUCGCAGGGGCGGCAAUCCCGUCAAUGAACGGCCUGAAGUCGAAUGACAUCCCCAAUGGUCAUGCCGUGGAAGAGGCCAAUGGAGCUAUACAUGGACAGAAUGGAGGUAUUUUGGUGCCCAAUGCUGCAGCAACAAAUUCCCAACUGGAUGCCACAGGUGGUGGGGCUGCAGGGGCAGCAAUCCUGUCAAUGAACGGCCUGAAGUCGAAUGACAUCCCCAAUGGUCAUGUCGUGGGAGACGCCAAUGGAGCUUUACAUGGACAGGAUGGAAGCAUUUUGGGUCCCAGUGGUGAGGCAGCAAAUUCCCAACUGGAUGCCAUGGGUGGUGGGGUCGCAGCAAUCCCGUCAAUGAACGGCCUGAAGUCGAACGACAUCGCAGAUGGCAUGAAAGAAGAGGAAGACGGAGCCAAGUCUGCCGACCAGGGGCUGGCUAUUGAGAAUGGAAACCAUCUUCAGGACAGCUUACCAAAACGAGAUGCAGAACUUCAGCAAGGGGAAGGCGGACAGCUGCUUGUAGCAGAACCUAGUAACGAAGAUGCCAAUGCUGAUGCGAAUGCUGCCGGACCGGAGGCGGGCAGACAGUUGUUUUCUCGUGUUUGUGUUUGCUUUGUUGGCGAUAUCGGGACAUUAUGUUUGUGUGAGGCCGCAGCUGAGGGACUGGGGCCAAGUGCAAAGAAGAUUCAAUGGAUUUGGGCACUUGCACGGAUGCGGAUUGGUCUGAAGCGCUGGAAGAAACAUGUGACCCAGGCACUUCAUGCUCGCCACCGCAAGGAUAAGCGAAAUAAACUGGUCAAGAAACGUGGCAUCGAGCCAAAGACCAUCCGCAACAAGACAGCACUUGAGCCAAAGGAAACCGAGGCAGUUGAGCCCGUUCCAGAAGCCGUGGAGCUACAUGCACCAUCUGAGCAAGAAGACCAAGUUUUAGAAAUGACGACGAGAGAG
Messenger RNA from Durusdinium trenchii, 1935 nucleotides. The record is from the annotation of a GenBank genome assembly. Lineage: Eukaryota; Dinophyceae; Suessiales; Symbiodiniaceae.